CGUCCCUCCCCCAAAAAGGCGGAGCGUCAGACUAGUCGAGAAAAUGUCAACAACAUGCCGGAGCCCACCCGAGAAACAGAAACAGAGGAGGUUGUGAGUGACAGGCGACGGAGACGGGAAGAAAACCAGAACCAGCCGUCACGUAACGUCGUGUCCGUAGUUUCUCAAUUCGCAGACGAGAAUUUGUCGCUCGUGCGGAACAUUAGCACUGGACUGGCUCUCGCUGGUGUGAUAGUGAUCGCGAGGAGCAUCAAACUGAUCACAAAAUUCCAAGCUGCUUGUGAUAUUCCCGCUCGUUUCAUUGAGAGGAAUGUCAGUCUUCGUGGGAAAGUUCAUUCCAUCACAGAGAAAGGAAUCGAAGUGGAGCACGUUCCGAUUUAUCUACCUGUUCUCUCUCCAUUACUGUCAAAUCACAAGGUUACAGACUUUUGGCCCUGUUUUGGCCUGGUGGGCAUGGCUACACAGAGAGGGGCGGGGAAUCAUGAGUGACAGCAGGACGCUGGAGGCUGAAGACGGCCCAUUUUUCAUGUUGCCUUCAGGAAACCUGGGAAUAAACACAAUUUAUCAAACAC
Nothobranchius furzeri (turquoise killifish) is the source of this 572-nucleotide messenger RNA. The record is from RefSeq and is a predicted model, not a curated record. NCBI's taxonomy places the organism in Eukaryota, Metazoa, Chordata, Actinopteri, Cyprinodontiformes, Nothobranchiidae.